GCAAUAUCCCAAAUUCCGACACCACCAUCCAAGACUGCAGCCCAGCAAAAACAAGUAACAGUAACAGUACAAAGUGACAAAACAAGUCACGGAAACACAUGGAGCCAAAUGAUGGAAGAAGAGAUGGGAGAAACAUCCACCAGCACGAAGACCUACCCUAAAGAGGAAACACACGAAGAACCACAACAAACCAGUGAAUAA
Acaulospora morrowiae is the source of this 201-nucleotide messenger RNA. The record is from the annotation of a GenBank genome assembly. NCBI's taxonomy places the organism in Eukaryota, Fungi, Glomeromycota, Glomeromycetes, Diversisporales, Acaulosporaceae.